Molecule: messenger RNA, 3102 nt
Organism: Brassica napus (rape)
Lineage: Eukaryota; Viridiplantae; Streptophyta; Magnoliopsida; Brassicales; Brassicaceae
Product: probable polygalacturonase At3g15720
Exons: 10
Coding region: 657-1859 (400 amino acids)
Biological process (GO): carbohydrate metabolic process
Molecular function (GO): polygalacturonase activity
Source: RefSeq, a predicted model, not a curated record
CACAAUAAUUAUCUUAUUUGUUUUUAAAAAUGAUAUUAUAUGUAUUGAUUUAUUUUAAUUAUAUAGUAAAAAUAUAAAAAUAUUUAUUAAGGGUAACAAUGACAUUAACCGGUCUAACUUUUAACGUGAGAGCUCCGUUGCAAAAAAUCAUUUUGCAAAUAAUAUUAUAGAUCAUAAGGUUAAAACAAUCGGAUUAUAAUAUACACCCAAAUCUAAUUCUACUUUAGAAUUUUUCAGUGCAUUUUUUUUUCUGUUUAUGUAUUUUCAUCUCUGUUGCAACUCAUAUUCUUAAUUGUUUCUAUAGUAUUUAUUUCUUAAAUUUUAGAAUUAAGAUUUUUGUCUAAAUCUAAUAAUCUAACUGGAUAUACAUCUAGUUGGAUAAGUACAUGCGUCCCCUAUAUGUAUAAACUUUUAGAAUUAAGAUUUUUGUCUAAAUCUGGAUAUACAUCUAGUUGGAUAAGUACAUGCGUCCCCUAUAUGUAUAAACUUGUUGAGUGUAUUUUAGGUAUAAAAUCUGCGAAUUUCAGAACAAAAUAUAUGAUUGUAAGUAUAUAAAUGUGUCAUAAAUAGAUACAGACACAAUACCUUACAUUCAAUCAUUUGACCAUCAUCUUUUUUGUUUGUUUUUUUAGCAAAAAAAUCGUUUUCUUUUGUUAAUGAAAUCAUCGUAUCUUCGUCACAGAAUGGAAAUCAUAGUACGUGUUGUGUUCGUGUUGACGUUACUCAAUUUUGGAUUUGUAAAUAGUCAAAUUUAUGAUGUCCUUAAAUUUGGUGCCGAGGGAGAUGGUACAACCGAUGAUUCAAAGGCUUUUGUAGCAGCAUGGAAAGCUAUGUGCAGUAGUGGUGGGAGUAAUAAAACACUCCUUAUACCUUCAGAUAAUACCUUUUUACUACAACCUCUAGUGUUUCAAGGUCCUUGUAACUCUCCAUCUGUACAAGUUCAGUUGGACGGAAAGAUUGUCGCCCCUCUUAACAAAGCAGCAUGGUCAGGCUUGAAGUCAUACGAAUGGGUCAGUUUUCAUAAAAUCAUCGGCCUAACGGUCCUUGGUUCAGGAACAAUCAAUGGACGUGGUUCAUCUUUCUGGGAGGCCAAUAUGCCAGCAUCUAAACGCCCUACUCAAUUGCAUUUUAAAGGAUGCAAUAAUCUUGAAAUAAAUGGAAUAACCUCAUUCGAUAGCCCGAGAAAUCAUAUCUCAAUCCGCGAUUGCAGACAAGUGAAAAUCACGCAGAUAAAACUUAUUGCGCCUGGUGAUAGUCCUAACACCGAUGGAAUUGAUAUUUCAACAUCAACUAAUGUAGAAAUAUAUGAUACUAUAGUUGGAACUGGAGAUGAUUGUGUAGCUUUAAACAGUGGAAGUAUAAAUAUCAACAUCACAAGGAUGCAAUGUGGUCCUGGACAUGGAAUAAGUGUGGGAAGUUUAGGAAGAGAUGGAGAAGAAUCUAUAGUUGAGAACGUCCAAGUGACUAACUGUACUUUCAGUGAGACGACCAAUGGAGCGAGAAUUAAGACAUGGCCGAAUGGAAAAGGAUAUGCAAGGAAUAUAGUUUUCAAGGAUAUCACGCUCACUGAAACCAAAAAUCCAAUUAUAAUCGAUCAACACUAUAUGGACAAGGGACAUAUCCACGUAGAGGAAUCAUCAGCAGUGGCGAUAAGCAACGUGAUAUUCACAGAUAUUCAUGGAACGUCACAAAAAGAUGAGAUUAUAAAGAUAGAUUGCAGCGGAGUCACAUCUUGCAAAGAUAUUGUUCUAGAUAGAAUUGAUAUUACUACGGUCGAUGGAAAUAAGCCAAUAAUUGAAUGCAGUAACGCGUAUGGAAAGUCGACGAAUACUUAUGAUGGUUGCUUGAAGACAAAGUAAUAUAUCUUUAUAUAUCAAAUUAAAUUAAUUUAUAAAUUGAGAAUAAUAUAUCAGAUGAAUGUAAUAGUAUAUUAUCAUUUAUCAACUAUUAUGUAUUCAUGAUUGAAUAAUUUUUUUGUGUGGAAAUAACUCACAAACAUGACCGUGAGAAUUUGUUUUCUUAGUUAAAAAAGAACACAUCAGUUCUCCAGAGGUUUACUAAUGAUGGGAUUAAAUGGUUCUAUCUUUUAAUAAAUUAAAAAUUUCAAAAAUUUCAUAAAAUAUUUUCUAAAGUUCUAUAUAAAAUAAGUAAUAAUCAUGACACUGAAGAAAAGAAGAAAAUUAUAAAUAAUAAUAUAUUCAAAUUUAAAAUUAAAAGUUCAUUAUAUUUAUUUACAUAUUUAUAUUAAGAUUAUAUUUUAUAAACACUUUCUAUUCUUAAAUGUUCACAUAUACUGGGAACUUAUAUGAAAAAUCAAAUGAUGACUUUUUCCUUUUGUUGGUCUAAAAUCUAACUGUUAAUUUUAAAAAUAAAAUGGACAUAUAAAAAAAAACAAUAAUAACCAUUUAAUUUUACUAAAAAUUUAUUUUAUAUAAUUCUAAAUUCAUAAAUUUUCAAAUCAUCGACAGUAAAAUUAAUGCACUUGAAAUGUGACUCAGAUAUAAAUGUAAGUAUUUUGAAUAAAUUAAUGUAGGACCAUUUUAAAAAAUAUUUUGAAACUUUUAUAAAUGAAGUAGUUAAUGACUGUAGGGAAAAUUGGCCCAAUAACCAAAACAAUUAUAGAGAAAUUUGCUAAAAACAACAUAUUUAUUGAUUUUAACAAGUAAAAGUAGGCAAUCAAAAGGGGUGGCCGAGUAUUUAAUCAAAUGCAAAACUAAUCUAAAGGGGUGGUAAAGUAUUAUUAAACCCUUAUGACCAAAAAAAAAAAAACUAAAACGUAAUUUUACGAUUAUGUCUUUCGUAAGUCUACACGUAACAAAAAGUCUACAUAUAUAUAUACCUCCUAAGAAGUUUACUAUCUAGACUUAUUUUGUAGUCUACAUCAUAAUUUAAUCUAAUAAUUUAAUUUAAAAAAUGUAUUAUAAUUUCUGUUAAAUUUUUAGUUAAUCAUCAAUAUAAGGGUUAAUAUGAAGUUUAGAAAUUAAAAUUAUUUUGUAGUCUACAUCAUAAUUUAAUCUAAUAAUUUAAUUUAACAUAAUUUGCCAAAAAAAACAUAUUUAUUGGUUUUAACCAGUAAAAGUAGCCUGAAUAUUCAAUCAAAUG